GUGCCCGCGGGGUGCGGCGCUCCGGGACAGCACCGACAACCCCGCGGCCACCGGGCCGAGCGGGGCCGCACCUGCCCCGGAGCAUCCCCGGGGAAGCUGAUCCCGGGCAGCAGAGCCGGUGCCAGUGCCGGCGGGCGCGCUGACCAUGUUCAACGGGGAUGCCAGCUCCUCGUCUGCCAGGAAUGUGGUGCGCAGCUCCAGCAUCAGCGGCGAGAUGUACAGCCUGGAGAAGAGCGCACGCGGCAGCGCCGACUCCGUCUCCGUCACCGUCACCGCCAGCAAGAAGCGGCGCUCCAGCCUGGGCGCCAAGAUGGUGGCCAUCGUGGGGCUGUCCCAGUGGAGCAAGAGCACCCUGCAGCUCAACCAGACCGAGGGCGGCCCCAAAAAGCUGCGCAGCACCAUCCGCAGGAGCACCGAGACCGGCAUCGCCGUGGAGAUGAGGACCAGGGUGACCCGGCAGGGCAGCCGGGAGUCCACGGACGGCAGCACCAACAGCAACAGCUCCGACGGCACGUUCAUCUUCCCCACCACGCGGCUGGGAGCCGAGAGCCAGUUCAGCGAUUUCCUCGACGGGCUGGGGCCGGGGCAGCUGGUGGGGCGGCAGACCCUGGCAACCCCGCCGAUGGGAGAUGUCCACGUGGGCAUGGCUGACCGCAACGGGCAGCUCGAGGUGGACGUGAUCCAGGCCAGGGGGCUCAUCCCAAAGAUGGGCUCCAAGUGCAUCCCUGCCACCUAUGUGAAGGUUUACCUGCUGGAGAACGGCGUCUGCCUGGCCAAGAAGAAGACCAAGGUGGUGAAGAAAACCUGCGACCCCUCGUACCAGCAGCCUCUGCUCUUCGAGGAGAGUCCCCAAGGCAAAGUCCUGCAGGUGAUCGUCUGGGGCGAUUACGGGCGCAUGGACCACAAGUGCUUCAUGGGGAUGGCCCAGAUCAUCCUGGAGGAGCUGGAUCUCUCCAGCGCCGUCUCGGGCUGGUACAAACUCUUCCCAACCUCCUCCCUGGCCGACUCCAGCAUCGGACCCCUGACCCGCCGCCUGUCCCAGUCCUCCCUGGAGAGCUCCACCAGCCCCUCCUGCCCGUAGAGGCUGGGAUUGGCGAGGAGACAUCCAAGGAGACCUUGCAGAACUGGUCGUGGAGAGCUGUAAAUAUCCUUCUUCUUUUUUUUUUUUUUUCCCCCUUUUUUUUUUUUCAAAUUUUCAAUCUCCUUCCCCCACAAAAAAAAAUCUGCCCUGGAUGCCCUCCCUGGGAAGGGAGAGGGAGCAAGGACCGGGUGUGAGGCAGGGGGGAAGGAGAGGUGAAAAUUCCCCACCGAGGGCUGUGACUGCCAACGAGCCCAGACUGUUCCAGAGCUCGUCCUGGGAGCUCCCAGCUCUCUCCCAACCCUGCUGGGAGCAGCCCAGCCUGGCUGAGGACGAGGUUCCUUUGUCCUGCCUCGGGGUUGGGAUGGUUUCCUCAAGUUUGGGAUGCUCUCCUCGAGGUCUGGGAUGGCCUCUUUGGGAUCUGGAACACCCUUCUUGAGGUCUGGGACGGCCUCUUUGGGACCUGGAACACCCUUCUUGAGGCCUCCCUUUCCCUGCCUCCCAGGAAAACGUGGCUUUCCAAGGGGAAAACCCCACCGAACUCAGAACAGAUCCGACUCAGCACUAUUUUUUUGUUUUCCAAGGAAUGUAGCAUCUUCUCUUAUGUAGCUUUGCCACGUGCUAACAACACAUUCACUGCAAUACCCAAGAGAACUCCGGAUGGACCGGGAACAUCUGCCAGCCUCAUCCCGUUUGGUCGCUUUCCCAGCACUUUUGGUGGCCAUUUCCCUGCCUUUUUCUGAAUUUUUUUUUCCCUCAAUUUUUUGGGGUUUUUUUUUGGGUUUUCCCGGGAGCAUGUAGCCUGUGACCAUUGCCAAAGCAAGAGGGGACAGGGAAAGGGGCGCUGGCCUCCCCUCGGUGUCCACUGGGCUUCUCCUUGUGUCUGGCCAAAACCAGACCCAAAGGACAAACUCCGGGAAUGCCUCGUGGCAGGAGGAAGAAGGCGACACAGCAGAGCAGGAACACCAGGAUCCUGGUGGAUCAGCUGCCUCCCAGCUCCUCCCUUCCCAGCUGGAGGGCUGGGAUGCUCUCCGUGGAGCUGAGAUGUCCUCCUUGGAGCUGAGAUGUUCUCCUCAAGGUCUGGAAUGCUCUCCUUGGAGCUGGGAUGUUCUCCUUGGAGCUGAGAUGUUCUCCUCAAGGUCUGGAAUGUCCUCCUUGGAGCUGAGAUGUUCUCCUCGAGGUCUGGAAUGCUCUCCUUGGACCUGGGAUGUUCUCCGUGGAGCUGAGAUGUCCUCCUUGGAGCUGAGAUGUUCUCCUCGAGGUCUGGAAUGCUCUCCU
Messenger RNA from Camarhynchus parvulus, 2356 nucleotides. It is a transcript of the gene RIMS3, whose product is annotated as regulating synaptic membrane exocytosis 3. NCBI's taxonomy places the organism in Eukaryota, Metazoa, Chordata, Aves, Passeriformes, Thraupidae. Gene Ontology annotation, biological process: regulation of membrane potential; calcium ion-regulated exocytosis of neurotransmitter; regulation of synaptic plasticity. Gene Ontology annotation, molecular function: transmembrane transporter binding; small GTPase binding. The transcript has 7 exons. The coding region runs from base 146 to 1081 and encodes 311 amino acids. The record is from RefSeq and is a predicted model, not a curated record. Gene Ontology annotation, cellular component: presynaptic membrane; cytoskeleton of presynaptic active zone.